CACCACACCAGCAGAUUCUAGUCAACGCUCCUCAACUAGGUAGGGGAGACUAGUUCAUGAAAUCGGCUGGUUUAGUAACAUGGUUGGAGCAAAUACACGGUUUGCACAUUUACUUUCUAGACCUGGUUUUUACACCUCUGGUUACACCACGCCGGCCCAGCACCCCCACACCGGGCAUCUUCACCUGCAAGAUGGUCUGAGACCAGCCACCCGGACGGCUGAUGCAACGGUGUGGCGGGAGCUGUUUUCCCCUCCUCACGCCCUCAACUUUGGGAUUGGUGGUGACGCAACACAACAUGUGCUAUGGAGACUGAGUAAUGGGGAGCUAGAUAACAUCAGCCCGAAGGUUGUAGUGCUGUGGGUAGGCACUAAUAAUCAUGGUCACACUGCAGAACAGAUCUGUGAAGGAAUCCUGGCCAUUGUCCAAGUCAUCAAGAACAAGCUGCCCCAUGCCAACACCCUUGUUCUGGGACUGCUGCCCAGGGGGAAGCUGCCCAACCGCCUGCGGGAGCGGAAUGCCCAGGUCAACCAGCUGGUUGAGGAGGCAUUGUCGUCUCUUCCCCAUGCCUCUUUCCUCAACGUGGAUUCUGGCUUCGUCCACUCUGACGGUAGCAUCUCCCACCGAGACAUGUACGAUUACCUCCACCUGACUCCUCAGGCCUACCAGGAUGUGUGCCAACCCAUACAUGCCCAUCUUAAGUCUCUGCUAGAGAAGCCAGCUGGGAACUGAGGGACAGCCAACCACCCGCAGACUGAGCGGCUCACAGACUAACACUAUUGCAGUGGUCUCUGUCCCUGUUUCUGGAGAGCCUUA
Molecule: messenger RNA, 814 nt
Organism: Lampris incognitus (smalleye Pacific opah)
Lineage: Eukaryota; Metazoa; Chordata; Actinopteri; Lampriformes; Lampridae
Product: platelet-activating factor acetylhydrolase IB subunit alpha1-like
Exons: 4
Coding region: 80-730 (216 amino acids)
Source: RefSeq, a predicted model, not a curated record